AUGCCCCCUCCCUCCACCGUAAUUACAAAGCUCAAAGUAGCGCUGAAGCUCUCCGUCUCGCGCCUGCGCAUGGUGCAGCAGCGCGAGACGGCCCUCGCAAAGGUCAACCGCCGCCAGAUGGCCCAGCUGCUCGAGCAGGGCAAGGAGGAGUCGGCGCGCAUCCGCGUCGAGAACAUCAUCCGCCAGGACAUCUCGGUCGAGCUCAUGGAGAUCCUGGAGCUGUACUGCGAGCUGCUGCUGGCGCGCGUGCAGCUGCUGGAAGCAAAGGAGUGCGACCCAGGCCUCGAAGAAGCAAUCAAGAGCAUCAUCUACGCCGCGCCCCGCACCGAGAUCAAAGAGCUGCAGCAAGCGCGCCAGCUGCUCAUCGAGAAGUACGGGAAAGAGUUCGCCCUCGCCGCCAUCGAGAACACCGACAACAAGGUUGGCGACCGCGUGCUCAAGAAGCUGCGCGUCGAGCCGCCGUCCGAGACGCUCGUCACGCUGUACCUGAAGGAGAUUGCGCGCACGUAUGGUAUUGCGUGGGGCCGCACGCCGCCGUCCAGCCCGCCGCUGCCGCCCGCUUACGACGACGACGAGCCGAGCACGGCCGAGGCGGUCCUGGGCGAUGCGACGGCGGCGGAGCUGGCGCCGCCGAGGACCAUGAGGGGCGCGGUCAAUGUGGCGCCGCCGUCGCCGAGUACAGAGAAUGUGCAUCCGACGAUUAAGGUUCCGGGCCCCGCGGCGGUGGUGCCGGUGGCGAGGAAGGGGCCGGCGGUGGCGGCGGCGAAGAAGAAUCCGCUGGAUGAUGAUGAUCUGGCGGCGAGGUUUGCUGCGCUGAAAAGACAUAGGACUCCUACUACUACUUCUGCUGCUACUUCUGCUACUACUGCUCUUGCUGCUUCUACUUCUGCUUCCUCUUUUGCCACUGCUGCUGCUGCUUCCGCGCCCAAAAUGCCCCCCAGGACCGCUGUGCCACGUGCUAGAAGACCCAUUCCCACCUCCUCCUCCUUCACCACCCGCGCACCAAAGAAGAAGGCACGGAAUCUUUCAAUGCCGCUUAGGGCGCUACUACUCGUGUUUGUGCUCGGCCUCGCGGCGUAUUUAUACCUCCAGCGCAGUGCUGUAGUGCCGUUCGGCCACUACAAACUUCAGGAGCAAAUGACUAGUGUGACAACUGAAACCACGUCGGCGACUACGGGGGAGAGGGAGAGGGAGAGGGAGAGGGAGAGGGAGAGGGAGAGGGAGGUGUGUGCUGUGCCUGAGGUGACGCUUGCGGUGGGCCCUGGUGUGGGUGUGGGUGCGGGUGCGGGUAAGGAUGGGGAUGGGGUUGGGGAGGGGGAUGGGGGUCAGGGGGAGUGGGAGUGGUUUGUGACGACGGGGAGGAGGUGGAGGAACUUUAGAGAGUUUGUGGGUACAACCAAUGAAUCUAAUAUCACACCAGGUAGGGACUUGGCUAUGUCUGUGGCUGUAAAUGUCUUCUGUAUCAGGCAGAGGAGGACAGAACGCCGUGGUACAGAGUGCGAGUCGGCUCUCAUUUUUAAGCUAGUUUGGCAAUACCGCAUGGGGACGGCUCGGAGAUGGAAUGGCUCCUACACCAAUAUUAGAGUACAAACCAUUCGCAACCAGCGCACCAUAAGGGGAAGAUAA
Molecule: messenger RNA, 1626 nt
Organism: Morchella sextelata
Lineage: Eukaryota; Fungi; Ascomycota; Pezizomycetes; Pezizales; Morchellaceae
Exons: 10
Coding region: 1-1626 (541 amino acids)
Biological process (GO): protein transport
Source: RefSeq, a predicted model, not a curated record